ACCCCACGAGUCGCUCAAUGUAACGCCCACCCACCAUGGCAACUCUCGCAGCAAACGACCAGGAGAAUGCCGUCCGCCAUUUGCAGGCCGCCGCCGCGGGAAAGUCGCUCAAUGCCGGAAUCAAGAGCUUCAACGCCAAAACACCAGGAAACAAGGCCCCAAAGACGCCCUUCAAGAUCCCGCUCAACGACGAGAAUGCCGUAAACAUUGCUGGAAAGUCGGUUCUGCAGACCAAGGGCAAAGGAAACGAAUUGUUUGUCAGCAAGAAUGGGGGAAAGACGGAUGAGAACGCCUUUGUGACGCCAGCAGGUCCCCGAAUGCGUGCGCCAUUGGGAAUGAAGACAACCAACGCGAAAUCAAAGGCCUUUGCAACCCCCGCGCCCCUCUCAGCAAAGACCCAGAAACUGAGCCCGCGUCUCCGCCGUCCCAAAGUUAAAGUCCACCAGCCCGAAGCCCAGGAGUCCGAGGACGAUGUGCCCGAAGUUGAAUAUAUGCCGCCCAAGGAAAUCCCGCUCCAAGAUGACAUGGACGAAUACAUGCCCAAGGGCUGGACCAUGCCCAAGCUCAGUGACCAGGACAUUGCCCGCGGAAUCUGGCAAGCCUAUCACAACCCGGUUGAAGAUGAUGGACGUACCCGCGAGCAGCGCAAGUUUGAGGAGGAAAUUCAGCGUGACCGCAAGAAGCGUGAUGAGCAGUUUGAGAGGGUCUUUGCGGCACAGAUGGCCAAGGACGAUGCUGAGACGAGGGAGUACUAUGGUAUCAAGGCGCCGAAGAAGGAAGGACAGAGACUCCCAACUACGACUUCCACGCUGAGGAAGGCGCCAACUGGACCGUCUACGAUGCGAGCCAGGUCUGCAGCUGUCGCGCUCGCUCCCGCAUCCAAGCCGAGCUACGCUGCUCCCACGGCAGCUGCAAAGUCGCGUGUACCCACUGGACUGGUCUCGGGCAGAAAGGGAGCAAAGACGCCUACAGAGCUGAGCGCUGCUCGUCAAGCAUCCGCUGCAGCAGCAUCCAAGAGUACCAUCGGCUACGCUCAAGGCCGCGCGGGACGCACCGCUCUGGCAGCACGCAAGCCACUCUCCAACGUCACCAAGCCUGCACCUUUCUCUGCCGUCUCCCACAACCGCAGCGCGAGCACCAACAUGGGCACUACGCGCUCCCGCGGCCCCAUGUCUCGCUGCAGCUCCACUUCCACCACCGAUACAUUGGUCACGCCUCCCGAUGACGAACAGCCCGGUCGUACAGCUGAAGAUAUGGAGCGUGAGAUGGAGUUGCUGCUACUCUCGCAGUCGGAUGACGAUGAAGACGAGGCUUGGAUGAAGAGUUUCAGCAACCAGUUGCAUGCGCAUGAUCCUUUUGAGGAGGAUGUCGAGAACUUCCAGUUCCAACUUCCCGAGGGCUUCUAG
Molecule: messenger RNA, 1406 nt
Organism: Pyrenophora tritici-repentis Pt-1C-BFP
Lineage: Eukaryota; Fungi; Ascomycota; Dothideomycetes; Pleosporales; Pleosporaceae
Product: Tymo-45kd-70kd domain containing protein
Source: RefSeq, a predicted model, not a curated record